Messenger RNA from Darwinula stevensoni, 1569 nucleotides. The record is from the annotation of a GenBank genome assembly. Lineage: Eukaryota; Metazoa; Arthropoda; Ostracoda; Podocopida; Darwinulidae.
AUGGGAGAUUAUCACCGUCUUGCUGGGAAGGCCAUUCCUUUCAAGCAGUUUGGAUAUUGUUCAUUGGAAGCCUACCUGAGAUCUCUGCCCCACCUUGUGAAUUUGAAACAACGUGGCAAUGUUUUGAUGUGUCAUGUCAUCGCUGAUGAGAGAACAAAUCAUUUGAAAGCUCUUGUUUCCAAGCAGAAAAGCACCAAGAAGGGGAGCUUUGUCAAACAACCUCAUGCACUGCCUCAUGCACGGGAUCUUCAUGCUGAGGUGAGACACAGACACAAGAAAUCACUAGUGCCCAUGCGAAGAGAGUCAUAUACUAACAAGUCAUUGAGUUCUAAGCAUGCUCGAUCCAUUCCUUCCACUCAACAUCAACUAAAACCCAAAACAUCAACUACCCCUGCAUCUACACAGCAUAAUGCUUCAAAGCCACUUAGAAAGGAUCUUAAAUCACACGAGAUCACUAGAGAUCCUGAGAAUGGAGCAAGUUUUCCGUCAUCUCUUCAUAGGGAGGGAAAUUAUCCUUUUUUAGGAAGCAAGGAUGCCACUGACAGUUCUUCUCUUUCUUCUGUGGUUCGAAUGAAGGUGGAUCCUGUUACUGGUCCAGGUGCUGUCAAGAAAAAUGGGAGCAAUUUCCAGAAUCCAGUCUCCAACAAAUGCAUUUAUGAAGGGUAUCACUCUAGAGAUCCAGGUCUUUCCAACAUAUACAGUGGACAUAUGCACCAGCACCAGGAUAUGAAUGAUCAUGUGUCAGGUAGUGCCACAGAUCCUGAUGGAGUUUGUAGUUUAGAUUAUAUGUCUGGGCAUUCAGAGACUACUAUCAGAGGACCAACAAAACUCUCCUUCAAGAACCAACUGUGGAGAUUUUGCAAUAGGAAGAACUUCAUGGAGCAUGACAUGCCCAAGUAUUACACAUUUACAAAUGCCAGGGAUCACUUCAUAUGCAAGUUAAAGGAUAAAGUACCCUGGAAAGUUAUGGCCAGCAGGUUGGGCCGUAGUGUCAGGACCGUGGCCCGGAUUGUGAGUGCCGCCAAGGGCUUGCCCAGCCUGGAGAUCCCCAUCAAGAAGCCAAGAAUAAUCAGGGAGUUCAACAGUGGAGUAGAAGAAGGAAAAUAUUUGCAUUGGUCCUGGACAGUGGACCUGGUUGCUGGGUCUAUGUUCUCCAAUGCUGAUCUCCAUGCACUUUCACAUGUUGAGGCUGAAGAAUGUGCAGCUGAAAAAGCUCUUGCUCAUUUUCUUGGGAUCAAGAUGAAGAGAGACAAUGCAGAAGUCCCCUACCGGCAAGUUGAGCUUGUGCAAGGGGAGAAUCUUGGACUAAUUCGGAAAACCUAUGGUUUGCUGUUGGCAAGCAACCUGGCAAAACAGUUUUACCUGUCUUCUCUGAGCAGAGUAACUACUCUUGCGGAUCAAGGCUCACGGGAGACAUCUACCGCCGAAGCUAUGCACCUGACUGAAGGCGACAGAGAGCACAGAAGAUGCCUAAUGACAUCCCUAAGACGUCCUCAAGAUAUCGAAAAGCGUUCGAAUGAAGAAGUCUUCAAGAUAUCCCCUCCAGGAUAUCCAGAAGCAUUCGACUAA